AGGCCCAAGAGGAAAGAGAAAGCAUUACACUCACUCACUACUGGUCCUCUUCCCAUCUCUCCCCCCUCUUCUUAACUCGAAAACCAAAACAGAUGGUGGAGAAGAGGCACAUCUGCCAGGGCGCUUUACAACAAUAGAUAAAGCAUCACCCCGGAGUCGAGCCCGGUCAUGUCAGCGUCCGAGAUCCGUUAGAUAUCUGCCGUGUUUUCUUGCUUCGGCUGCCGAGGGAGGACUGCAAAUCUGUCUGGGCUCUCCAACAAACGGAGAAGAUGGCCGCCAUUAAGAUUUUAACCAGCGCGGGUCUUUUCUUGGCGUUUUGUGCACUGGUCUUGUUGGCCAUGGCCAUCUGCACCGAUUACUGGUACGAGACAGAUGCCCGGCGGCACCGCGAGCGCUGUAAGAACUACGCAAACAAGCGCAACGAUCCCGGAUACAUUUACAUCUCAAAUCACAACUUGCCUCUCCAGAUGCCACCGAAGGGCUACGAGAGGACAGAGAUGGGGGAACCGUCAGCGCGCGUGAAGCGGCACGCUAUGGCUUCGGCGACGGCCAUGGAGUCUCACUGCAGCCGCCAGUUCAACUCCACGAUCUCCGGCCUGUGGAGAAAGUGUCACCGCGAGGGCUUUGAUCUGGAGACCGAGGAUCUCAUUUAUAAAGGGUUGAUUCAGAGAUGCACUCCUGUGAAGUAUCACUACACAUCUUCAAUCUUGCCUCGAAACCUUCCAGUCAACAUCACCAAGACCAUCCGGCAAGAUGAGUGGCAUGCCCUCCAUCUGCGGCGGAUGACAGCAGGUUUUGUGGGCAUGGCUGUCUCUAUCAUCCUUUUUGGCUGGGUUGUCGGAGUUCUUGGAUGCUGUCAACAACAUGAUCUCAUGCAGUAUGUAGCUGGACUACUCUUCCUCAUGGGAGGAACCUGCUGUAUUAUCUCCCUCUGUACAUGUGUGGCGGGCAUUAACUUUGAGCUUUCGCGUUACCCACGUUACCUGUACGGCCUUCCCGAGGACAUCAGUCAUGGUUACGGAUGGUCCAUGUUCUGCGCCUGGGGUGGACUGGGUCUCACCCUGCUGGCUGGUUUCUUAUGCACGCUGGCCCCUUCUUUAAGCAGCCCCCUGGCCCGCACCACAGUCCACAAGUCCAGGCACGAAAACGGGACUGUGUGAUUUAAAACUUCUGGAGCAAGCAUCUAUACCUAAUGACAUUUGGCCUAUUCAUCAACACAGAGUAUAAUGACUGAAUCAUCAAUCUUCUCUUUUCAAAGACUCAAGGGGCUUUCUGGCUCCCUCAGUGAUCAUUUCUUUCUAAAAGAUGCAGACCAUUAAUGGUUAAUGGAGAAAGUUUGGCACAAACGUUUGCGGACACUAAAAAGAGCGCAAUCAGUGCAAAAAGGAGUCACGUGCACAGAUACUGAGCAUCUUCCAUCAUUCACACAUUUCAUUCUGACCCUUUAUGGCACAAAACUAAAUGCAAAUGUUCACUGCUCUCUCUAUCGUGUUUAUGACCGAGAGGCUGACUGUUUUCUCUCCAUGAGGAUUCAAAAUAAAUGGUGCUUUCUUUUCACAAUCUCACGAUCUCCAGAGGACAAACAAAUUAUUGAUAAAUUCUAUUUCUUAUAGCUCACUUUAAAAAUUUUAUUGAGGUUCUGAGGACAGAAUAAACUGGGGUGGGCGGGCAAAGAAAAAGAGAGAUUAAAGCAUUUCUGUCACUAGAGUUUCAAGAAACACAUUUCCCAAGGCCUCAAAGAUUCUUUAUGUGUAAAAAAAUACUUGUUUCAUGUAGUUUCAUGUCUACAUUUGUAUGAAAUUUUGCUUGGAUACAAAUGAAGCCUUUUCACUCUUUGUUAUGAUCGGUGACCUGGCUCGGUCUGUGGUAGCUGUCUGAAUUUCACUAAAUUUAUUCCUCAGUGGCAUGUGAAUUACUGACCUACUGUAAGUUUGUAUUUAAAAUUCUUUGUCGGGUUGUUUCUGAACAUCAUUUGUUAUAAAGCCUUAUUGCUGUUGUGAGCACAAUAUGAGUUAAAACAGUUCUCAAGAGCUUAGCGUCUUGAACUAAAUGCUGAUGGAUAUUCAGGAUAAAAUGAACGUUCUGGUUGAACAUAUUAUGAAAGAUUUUUUAGGGAAUUCAGUGUUAUGAUUGGUUGCGAAGAAAGCAUAAUCAUCAAGUUUAAGUGUAGGCGGAUCAUAGAAAGAUAAACCUGGUUUAUCCUAACUCGGGUAAAUCACGUGUGGGGUGUUUCUUAUGGGUACAAAAUAUGUUUACAUGAUACAGUAUGUUUGUACUAUGACCAACUCAAGACACAACCAAACAAUAUACGAAUGAACCCCAAUCUAGUAAUAUGUUUUUUAAAAGUAAGUGUGUCUCUUCACAUUAUUAUAAAUAAUUCGUAUUGAUUCAACUCUCACCAAAAUAUUAUUUAUUAAGAAUGCUUCUGUGAAAAGCACACUUACCAUAAAUCAUUCAAACAUUUCUCACAUGUCUCAACCAAAUGUAGAUUUAUAGUCUCCACGAAAUCCAAGCACAAUGUACUGGUGUUGAUAUCCACAUUGGUGGUGAGUAAAUGCAAUAGUUAAAUGUGGGACGUUAAAGACUGAAAAUACUGUGGGAGUAUUCUGAAGCAUAUUUGGGAUAAUGUAUUAUGUAAAUUAGAUGUCAUUUGAGGAUAAAUUGAAAAGUCUGGUCAUUUUCUGCUAAAGUAUGUAGUGUUUAAUAGAAUAACAGAAGAGCUGACUGACAGUUUAACAUUUUGUCUCUGUAUAAAAUUCUUGAGCAAUAUGGCCAAACUGAAUGAUUUCAGUCAUGCAUAAGGAGAACAAAAUGAAACAAAAUUAAAAAUAAACUCUUUUUAGUAGACAUGAAAGUGUUGUAUGGAGUGGAGGAUUCCAGUAUCUGUUAUUGAGAACAACAUAGAUAAUAACCACCAAUAACAAUAAAAAUGUGUUUGAGAUUUUUCAAAGGAAAGCAUAAGACCAAUGUGUAAACAGAAAAGCAAUUCAAACAAAUAAAAGCAGAUUCAGGUGUUUUUGUCAUGUUGGUGAGAGACAUUUGUAUAAAAGCUGUCGUUUUCUUUGGCAGUUUGAGUAGCACCAUUUUUACUUUAUUUUUAGAUUGCAAACUGUUUGUAGAAAACAGGUAUCAUUGUCUGGCAUGCUGUCAUAUUUAUUAAUUCAAGUGUAUUUAGAUUUGUCGAUUUUUAAAAUGACUUUUAUUUAAAGAAAUAAAAUGUUAGUAGCAUUUCA
Messenger RNA from Misgurnus anguillicaudatus (oriental weatherfish), 3233 nucleotides. RefSeq names its product transmembrane protein 276b (gene tmem276b). Lineage: Eukaryota; Metazoa; Chordata; Actinopteri; Cypriniformes; Cobitidae. The record is from RefSeq and is a predicted model, not a curated record. Gene Ontology annotation, cellular component: membrane.